CCUGAUUCCUGGGACCUUGGAAGCAGUUGGGUGAAAAGAGUGCUUAUAGUGGACGACCCCUCUUUUAUGACCAAAUCCCUCCCACUUUUUUGUUAAACGGCCCCUGAAUCCGCCACUUCUCUUGCAAGGGUUAGUGAGAUACAAUCGUUCACAAACAUAAUAUAGGCCUAGUUAUUCCUCUCAAAUUACUAAAACCACCAUCAUAAUUCACGGCCUUUAUUUUUUAUGAUCAUUGAGCGAUAUUCAUUGCAUGUAUUGCGGACUCUGGUAACAGGCUAUUCGUGAUUGCGAGCAUUUUGGGAAACGAAUGCAGAUUAUGUUGUUUGAGUUUCCACUCACCUGGCAUGCCUUUGCAAACUGCAUCUUCGCAUCUUCCUAGUUCCUACUGUACUGCAGAUAAGUUACUCACGGUGCCUCGAUAAUUAUCCACUUAAGAAUUAAAACAAAAUCAUUUUCAAUUUUCAAUCAGUACACGCUGACAUCGAGCGGUACAAGCACAGGUAUUUUUUUGUCUAUAUGCAAUAUGGAACUAUUUGGAAUAAACCUGACAGCUGGUCGAGAUACAUUCAUUCCCGGAGAUGUCGUCAGUGGAGAGGUGAUCAUUCAAUCAAGCAAGAAUGAAAUCAUUCAAGGAUUGGUGGUGACAAUCUGUGGUCAAGCCCAUGUGGAGUGGAAGAAGUGCUUUACGAAGUACCAAGAAACGCAACCUUAUUUCAAUGUAAAGAAGACAUUAACAGAUUUGACGUCAUCUAGAAAGGAAAGAAAACUUUCACGACACGUUCCGUUGGUGAGGUACUUCGAGUUGGACGUACCAGAGGGCACUUUUCCUCCCAGCUUCCAAAGCGACCAUGGGUAUAUUCAUUAUGACGUCAACGUAACUUUGACUCUGAAGGGCGGAAAAGAAUGUGUUGUAUCACGACCUUUCAAUAUCAUCAAUAUGACGUCACGAGGAACGCACUCUGGAUAUCGUCAGAAUUCAUGUAAACAGCUUUCGUCAUCAACAACAAGAUCGACCCUUCCGUGGACGCGAGGACGUGUCCAUGCCCAUAUCCAGCCACACGAGGGCGAUAUGUCGCUUGUAAAGAUCCAGAUUGAGUGCUUACCCGACUUGUACUGCCAAGAUGAGAUCGAUUUGAUCCAGCGGAUAGAUUACAGAGUAGACGAAGCAAAGGAGUUCUGCAAAUACUCGUCCAUUGCAUGCAAGGAGGUCAGAAGACAUGAUAACAUCACUGAACUCAUCAUCUCAAAGAUCGAGGUACCAAUCGUAAAUCAUUGCCGGCUUAUCUCUGUCAGAUACUAUCUAAAGAAACUUUCGAUCAACCAUGACAUGUCAUGGCUGCCGCUGAGCUGGCAAAAGGGCCCGGAAAUCCUGAUCACAAAAUAUUUGCACAGAUAAAAACGAAGUUGUUGCUGUCUAUAAAAUGGCAAUCGACAUGUACGUUAUCUGCCAAACCAAUUAUUAACAAGAAUUCCAUAUGCAAUGUGUAGACAUGGUGAUUUAUGUUUGUUCGGCUUUUUUUUUGCUCUGUCUUACUAAGGUAGCAUGGCUACAGUAAUCACUAACAAAGGGGCGGUGACAAAGUAUGUGAAGAUAAAGGGAAGAGGAGGGAAGAAGAAGAAGAAAGAGAAGUAUAAACAAAGAGAUGCCUGGGUCUUCCAACUUUAUCAUUUAUAUCAUUUUAGAUUAUAAUUCAAUGAUAUUAUUCAAAUCUAUAGUCUACCUCACUUCUGAAUCAUGUCGACCCCCUCCCCAACACCACCCCCUUCAGAAUAUCAUUAUGCCGCCCCUGUAAAAAUGCAAAAAUAGAUAUAAUAAGGUAAGAGGAAGAUUCGCAAGCCUGCUGGAUAGAUUUAGCUAAUCU
Molecule: messenger RNA, 1862 nt
Organism: Lytechinus variegatus (green sea urchin)
Lineage: Eukaryota; Metazoa; Echinodermata; Echinoidea; Temnopleuroida; Toxopneustidae
Exons: 6
Coding region: 524-1396 (290 amino acids)
Biological process (GO): protein transport
Cellular component (GO): cytoplasm
Source: RefSeq, a predicted model, not a curated record